AUGAAAUUAUCCGCUAUGCCGGAUCAUAUUCUUUUAGAGCCUGGAGCCUCUCGACGAGAAAUGCAAGAUAAGGAUCUCAUUUCUACAAGACAUGCCCAGUUUAAACCAUCGCGCAGCCGUCGAUAUGCCUGCGAUCGAUGUCGUAGACAGAAGCUGAAGUGUGACUUUGAGAAGCCGUGCUCUCUGUGUGUAAGGUCCAACUUUGCAUGUGAGACCACGCCGACACCUUUGCGAAAGUCUAAACGAUCUGCCAAUACUACAGAGGAGCGGCGCAGAAACACACGUCGCAUACAGCAUGGUGUGUCCAGAUCAUCAAGUCCAAGCCUUCGCAGCCCGGAUACUCCAAGAAAUGUGGCCCGACUCAGCACGAACUUCCAUGGAGGAGCUGAUGAGGGGUCGAGAUUACUACCGGAACCGCACAGGUACGCCCAAUCAUCUGCGGUAGAGUUGACGGAUCAGCUCUUUCACAUCCAUGAUCAUGGAGCAGAACCAUCUCCUGCUCACAGUGAUACCUCUGCCCUCCCCGGUGGUCCUUUUCUGAGCAGUCGAAUUACCGGCAAUAGGAGUCGAGAAGAAAACACUAGUUUUGCCGCCUACUUGCCUGGUUUAGUCCUUCCAUCCCGGUCGGUGUGUGACUUUCUGCUCCAGUCGUAUUGGAAGUCUGUACACUGGUUUAUGUUGAUAUUUCACGCUCCGUCGUUUGAACAUGAGUAUAGCCAAAUGCUUGACAGUCAGACUGUCAGCCCUCGGCAGAGAGGUACGGCAGUUCUAAUUCUGAUGGUCCUCGCUCUGGGCGCCAGAUAUGCUUCUGAAGAGCAAAUCUCAAGAAUUGAUAUAUCCAGACACGACGUUACCUCUUUGCAGGAGACCCUGUUGAGUCAUAUUAGGUCGCAAUUCUUUGAUGUGCUAGACACCGGGGGUGUCGAAUGUGUACAGCUGUGCAUUCUGCUGAGCACUUACCAUCUAUACAACGGUAAACCGAACUUGGCAAUGCCCAUAUUGGGCGCAGGAAUCCGGAGUGCCCAGGCCCAGGGACUUCAUAAGGAGAGCCUCUGGGGUCCUGCAACUGAUAUCGUUUUGGAAAUCCGCAAGCGGACUUGGUGGGCCUUAUAUGCUCUCGAGAGGUUUGCAUCGAUUACCUAUGGCAGGCCAUCAUUGAUCAAUGACGCACAUUGCUCCGUGAGCAUGCCACGGGACAUGGAUGAUAUAUCAACAGUCCACCCAUUGAUGAGCUUAGCUGCCGAUCGUUCUGCGAACUCCCAAGUGGCGUCUACUUUGGGAACUUACCAACGACACAAAUUUAGACUCUAUUCAAUUGCUGGCCCCAUCAUUAGCGAUAUCUAUGAUCUCAACGCAUCGAACCUGGAGGCGGUGAUGAUGCAGGCUGCAGAAAUCAACACGAAACUGGUUGAAUGGUUCGAUGGACUGCCUGUAGAGUUAAGGAUUGAGCGUCAUGCCCGCCUGGACACAUCACAUUUGACGAGUGCCGAAACUGAGGUCUGUCAACUGUUUCAGCUGCAGGCACUGGUUCUCCAAUUAGCAUAUGACAAUAUCCAGAUCGUGCUGCACCGUCCGUUUGUUCGAUAUACCCGCUGUCUGCCACUUUCACCAGGUUGGCGCAACUCCGAUGCGCGCCCGACUAGCUUUGAACAGUGCAAGCAUUGUGCUAGGCGCACCUGUAGCAUAUUGCCGCGGUAUUCUAAGGUUCUCCUUGCGGCCCAAAGUACACAUGCAGCAGCGUAUAUCGCCAUUCAGAAUUUCACCGCCGGAGUCACUUUGGGCAUGGUGGCUCUGUCUGACCCGGGCUCCGAACAAUCUUUGGAUGCUAAAAGAGGUGUUGCGAAUUCAAUAGCUCUACAAAAGACACUUGCGGCAUCAUCUGUUGUAUCUUCACAAACGGUCAGGGUUCUAGAAGGACUGUUCCGCCUCAUAUUCAAACGGGAGAUGCAAACUUUACUUGAUAACUCACCUCUUCAUAUGAACAGUCCCAGUCCGAAAAACAGCUUGCCAACCUCAACAAACGAUUAUCACCACGAGACGUACCAAGAUACCAAUCAGCUGAAUCCCCACGCGAGCGACUCAUUCAAUCAACCAUUCGGAACUCAAGAGAACACCCAACUUCUGUCCAGAAACCAAGGUGCCCUGAAUGUCUCUCAGGAUACCCCAGAAGCGCGCACCGUGGUCGACCCUGACGUUGGUCAGGAUGUUGCUACUCUACCCUGUUACCCCGAGAUCGACAGGGCACUCGAGGCUGUACAACAAGUAAUGUGGGAAAAUUGCGAUACAAUGGCGCAUGCAAGCAGUCGUGCUAUGGAUACGACUAGCUCGAGCUUCGCUGAUGCCGGACAACAGACGUUAGCGACCGACUUCAUCGAGCCAGGCAACGCAUUCCAACCUACGACUUUGACGGCAUCAGUAGCAGACCCCGCUAGCCACGAUCUAAACACCCUACACAACUCGCUCAUUGGCCAGAGCUGGGUAUGGAAUCAGACAGAUCUCUCUCAGUGA
Molecule: messenger RNA, 2508 nt
Organism: Aspergillus luchuensis
Lineage: Eukaryota; Fungi; Ascomycota; Eurotiomycetes; Eurotiales; Aspergillaceae
Product: Zn(II)2Cys6 transcription factor
Exons: 6
Coding region: 1-2508 (835 amino acids)
Biological process (GO): positive regulation of transcription from RNA polymerase II promoter by galactose; DNA-templated transcription
Cellular component (GO): nucleus
Molecular function (GO): DNA-binding transcription factor activity, RNA polymerase II-specific; zinc ion binding; RNA polymerase II cis-regulatory region sequence-specific DNA binding
Source: RefSeq, a predicted model, not a curated record